AUGGAGGUUACGGUAACCAAAAGAGAAGUCAUCAAGCCAUCUUCCCCAACCCCUGACCAUCUUCGACAUCUGAAACUCUCUUUUCUUGACCAGCUUUCCCCUCAAAUUUACAUGACUCGAUUUCUUUUCUAUCCUUUUAACCCUGGUCAUAUCAAAACCAACAAUCAUCAAGAACGAUGUGACAACCUAAAAAAGUCCCUCUCUGAAACCUUAAGUCGAUUCUAUCCUCUUGCUGGGCGCAUUAAAAGCAAUCUCUUUGUUGACUGCAACGAUGAGGGGGCUGAGUACCUAGAAACUCGAGUUAAAUGCCAGCUCUCAGAUGUUCUUCAGAACCCUAACUUACUCGAACUCAACAAACUAGCCCCAUUCGACCCAACCAGUACAGUAUACGUCCAGCUGUGUCUGCAUUCAAUGCUAUCCGAUUCAUUACCAUUUCAAUGUCUUCUCUCUCGGCUUCACUUUUCAGGCGAUGUUCCCCUCGGCGUCCAAGUCAACAGCUUCGAAUGCGGCGGCAUGGCCAUUGGCAUAUGCACAUCACACACAAUCGGGGAUGGUUUCUCAUUUGUGAUGUUCAUCAACAGCUGGGCUGCAGCCAACAAUGGAGAGAAAGAUUUAGUUUCUCCCCAGUUUGAAUGCGCCAAGCUUUUCCCACCCAUGAACAUCCCCAGUGACAACAGAGGAGUUGGGAUCAUAAAAGAGAAACCUGUGGCGAAAAGGUUUGUUUUCGCCGCCCCAGCCAUGGCUGCUCUCAAAGAGAAAUAUGGCGGCACGAAAGGCCUCGAGAACCAGCCAUGGCCAAGCAGAGUGGAGGCUGUUUCGGCCUUCAUUUGGAGCAGAUUUGUGGCAGCCACACAAGAACCCGAUUCGAAUAAGUCUUACAUCGUGCACCAGUCAGUGAACCUCCGGUGGAGGACCAGCCCCCCAUUGCCGGAGACUUACUUUGGCAAUCUGAGCCGAACGGCGGUUGCAAUACUGCGCGGCGAGGAAGGAGGCAGUGGUCUCAUCAGCAAGAUGAGGGACUCGAUAAGAUCGAUGAACAAUGACUAUGUGAAACAGUUCGAAGACGGUGGCGAUUACUUGAACUUGAUCUAUGAGUUCGCCGGGAGGUUAGCACGGCGAGAGCUGUUCCCCUUCUACUUCACCAGCACCAGCAAGUUUCCGGUCUACGAGGCGGAUUUCGGGUGGGGAAAGCCGGCGUGGGCGGGCUUGGGGUCUCAGGCGUUCAAGAAUCUGGCUAUUCUGAUGAGCACCAAAUCAGGCGACGGCAUAGAGGCUUGGGUUAACCUGGAGGAGCAUGACAUGGCCAAGUUUGAACGAGAUGAAGAGCUGCUUUUCUUUGCUUCCCCAACCUCCUCAAGUGCUUAGAAUCAUGCCUUAAUCGGUUCAAGUGAAUCAUUCAGUGGCAUGAAUAACAGAUGGUGAAGAUGGUGAUCUCAGAUGAAGCCCCAGAAAUUGGUUCUUUGAUUCGUUUCUUGCUCUGAUUUUGCCAUUUGGGGCUUCGGAUCAAGACUGUCUAGGUUCUUGUCUUGUGUUCCGUUGUUUAGUGCUCUAUAGAUGGGUUUGGUUUGGUUUAGUUGCCUUUUGAGUCGGUCUAUCGAGUCAUGUGUCUUAUAUGUUGUGUUAGUCGUGUCGGUGUUCACCAAUUGGGUUG
Diospyros lotus (date-plum) is the source of this 1651-nucleotide messenger RNA. RefSeq names its product stemmadenine O-acetyltransferase-like. The transcript is spliced from 2 exons. Lineage: Eukaryota; Viridiplantae; Streptophyta; Magnoliopsida; Ericales; Ebenaceae. The coding region runs from base 1 to 1365 and encodes 454 amino acids. The record is from RefSeq and is a predicted model, not a curated record.